Messenger RNA from Episyrphus balteatus (marmalade hoverfly), 1494 nucleotides. RefSeq names its product ornithine decarboxylase 2-like. Bases 186 to 1382 code for a protein of 398 amino acids. The record is from RefSeq and is a predicted model, not a curated record. Gene Ontology annotation, molecular function: ornithine decarboxylase activity. Lineage: Eukaryota; Metazoa; Arthropoda; Insecta; Diptera; Syrphidae. The transcript has 5 exons. Gene Ontology annotation, cellular component: cytoplasm.
UCGAGCAACAUUCAUUGUUAGCUCUCGCUAAAGAACAGUUAUAAUAGUUCAUCCCCCAGCUAAAACAGGGUUGCAUUUUAAUAAAGUUUCGUGUCAAACUUAAAGUGUAAAACAGUGUUUUAAAAAUAUAAAUUUUUUAAGAACAAUAAAAUUAAUUAAAAAAAAAAAUUCAAAAUAAUACAAAAAUGUGCACCGUAGAAGCUCAACCUAUUCAUGUCUACCAAGGAACUUUGGACUUGGAAAGUAAAAUUGAUGAGUGGGAUUUAAGGAAUCAAGAUGCAGCAAUUAAUAUUUGUGACUUGUCACAACUUGUCAGUAAAUAUAAUGACUGGAGAAGACUUAUGCCAAAUGUUAUGCCAUAUUAUGCCAUCAAAUGUAACGAUGAAUUACCAAUUUUGAAAACCCUUGGCGAUUUGGGUACUGGUUUUGAUUGUGCAUCGAAAGCUGAAAUUGAACAAGUCCUCAGUCUCGGAUUCGAUUCGGAGAAAAUUAUCUUUGCCAAUCCAAUGAAGUCAAUUUCACACAUUCAAUAUGCUAAAGAGAAUAAUGUCACUGACAGUACUGUUGAUAAUGAAUUUGAAAUUUACAAAAUAUUCAAAAAUUAUCCUGAAUCAAAUGUUGUUGUACGUUUUCGUUCAGAUGCAAAUAAGGCAUUAAGUCCACUUGGUAAUAAAUUUGGUUGUAAUGCUGAAGAAGAUGGUGUUGCUUUGAUGCUCUUGGCUAAGGCGCUUGACGUUAAUGUAAAAGGAGUAAGUUUCCAUGUUGGAUCUGGUUGUGGUGAUUUGCCAGCUUACGGAAGAGCUAUUUGUACAGGAAGUGCCUUAUACAAAGCUGGAAAUUUGAUUAAACACAAUAUGGAAUUAUUUGAUAUUGGUGGUGGAUUUCCUGGAGAUGAUGACGAGAUGUUUUCCAAUAUCGCCGAAUUAGUGAACAAGUCUUUGGACAAAUAUUUAAGCGAUGUGAAAGCUAAAGUUAUUGCUGAGCCAGGACGUUACUUUGUGUCAACAGCUUAUACAACAAUUUGCAAAAUCUAUUCAAAACGUGAACUCAGAGGUCGUGAGGGUCAAUUGGAAAAAGUCAUGUAUUAUGUAAAUGAUGGAGUUUAUGGAACAUUCAAUUGCAUUUUAUAUGAAGAUAUUAAAUAUAAUGUAAUUCAUUUUAAGAAUGCUGAUAGUGAAACAUUUAGCAGUUUAAUUUGGGGACCAACUUGUGAUGCUUGUGAUAAGAUCUGCGACAAUAUUAAUUUACCGAAUCUCAAAGAUGGCGAUUUUAUUGCAUUUCCAAAUAUGGGCGCUUAUUCUAUUCCAACAUCGAGUCCAUUUAAUGGAUUUACAUUGCCAAAAACGAGAUUUUAUAUUAGAAAAGAUUUGCAAAUGAUUUAAGAUAAAUAUUUAGAAAAUUAAAUUUAGAAAUUAAGAAUUAGAAUAAUUUAUAAGACAUAUAGGUACUUAAAAAAAAUAUAAAAAUCCGAAUAAAAACUCAAAAUAUAAUUAG